AUGGCGGUGUUGUACUUCCUCACACUGGCAUCCAAACACUUUACCCUGGCGUUGCCCCAUUGCAAAGAGGAGGAGUACCCAGUAGGUGCUGAAUGCUGCCCCAAGUGCAGCCCAGGUUACCGGGUGAAAAAAGCCUGUGGCGAGGAGACAGGCACAACGUGUGUGCCCUGCCUCCCGGGAACAUACACAGCCCACCUCAAUGGCCUGGGAGAGUGUCUGCACUGCCGAGUCUGCCACUCAGGCUCUGAGUGGGAGGAUACGGUAUGUGAAGACUGCCCACCUGGGACCCAGUCUUCCCUGAGCCACAUGGACGAGUGUCAGCCCUGGACCAAGGCGAUCAGCCAAGAAGAAGAGCUCUUUCCAGGUAUUGCCUCUCCCAGUAAAUUCUGUGCAAACAGAGAUGUUGAGACUGAGGAAGCCCUACACAUUGGGCCAAAUGCCACUACAGCGUCUGUGAAAGAAACUGAACCCAGUGGGAGCGUCAGCUAA
Chrysochloris asiatica (Cape golden mole) is the source of this 489-nucleotide messenger RNA. RefSeq names its product tumor necrosis factor receptor superfamily, member 14 (gene TNFRSF14). Gene Ontology annotation, biological process: defense response to Gram-positive bacterium; positive regulation of peptidyl-tyrosine phosphorylation; negative regulation of alpha-beta T cell proliferation. The coding region runs from base 1 to 489 and encodes 162 amino acids. The transcript has 6 exons. The record is from RefSeq and is a predicted model, not a curated record. NCBI's taxonomy places the organism in Eukaryota, Metazoa, Chordata, Mammalia, Afrosoricida, Chrysochloridae. Gene Ontology annotation, cellular component: external side of plasma membrane. Gene Ontology annotation, molecular function: protein binding.